AUGGUCAUUAAAGCAGCUGCUUCCCAGACUGAUCAAAGCUCAGUAUGGGAGGCAAAGGCGGUGGAAUUUUUCAGACAGCAGCUGAAGCAGAAAGAAGCUCAGACUUGGGUCCCCACCCUGAACGACGUCCCUCUUCACUACCUGAAGCCCAACAGCCUGGUGAAGUUUCAAUGUUUAAUCCAAGACAUGUUUGAUCCGGAGUUCUACAUGGGAGUCUAAGAGACUGUCGAUCUGUCCACAAAGGCCAAAACGCUGCGAUGUGGCAAAUAUAAAGACGUGACAGAGUCUGGGGUGGACUUAAACUGGAGAAGCACAGUAACUGCAGAGAGACAGACUUUCUACUGUGUGUCCAUCCCUGGAGAAAACCAAUGGGCCAAGGACAGGUAUGCAAAGACGACAGGUAACCAGGGGAGGGCGGUCCCCUCCAUGUCGUACGUGGUAAGCAGACAGAAGCAGAGCUACGAGGAGGACGAGGAAAUGGAAAGUCAGCCACAGAAACAGAAGGAGACACAUGCAGCGGAGCUGCUCUCAUACUUCUCCCACGUCCACCUGGGAGACGCUCUGGCUGCUGAGUACCUCCUCCUGCAUCUCAUUUCUACUGUGUACGCCAGGCGAGAUGUUCUGCUGCUGGGCAAGCUGACCUCAGAUGUUUUCCAAACAUCUGCACUGGCCUUGAACCUGAGUGGCUGUCCCGCCGUCUCAUCGUACACAGAACGCCUCUACCAGAUCAUCCAGCAGCUCGUGCCUUCGUCCUACUACCUGGCGAUGAGCCUCCAGAACAUGAACCAGAUGCGGCUGGUGCCUAAGAAAGACUAUGUGGCAAACCGGCUGGUGAGCGGAGCGCUGCAGCUGGCUAAGAACACGUCCCUCUUCCUGGAUGAAACCCAGCUGGAGCAGGGGCAGCUGGACACCACUGGUGUGCGUAAUGUUAAGGCCUUAGGGAACCUGAUCUCUUGGCAGAAGGUAGAUUAUGACUUUAACUUCUACCAGAUGGAGUUCCCCAGCAAUAUUAACGUGCUCAUUGCGUCAGAGGGCCGCUCGCUGCUCCCGUCCGACUGUCACAUUCACCUGCAGCCUCAGGUGGCUCCGUCCCACAUGGAGGAGUACCUGGGCAGCCUCCAUAUCCAUUUGCAGGCCUCAUCACAGCUGAACAAGUUCAGAGUCUUCCUGGGCGUGGAUCGGCUGCUCGACUACAGCAUCUCAGAGGAAGUGACAAAGGCGGUUGAAGACGACUUUGUUGACAUGAGGAAGGACGACCCCCAGAGCAUGUCUGCUGUUGUGGCGAGGCUGCUCUCGCUGAGCCUAGGACAGACGUCUCUGUCCAGAGACAGCUGGCUGAGGGCCAGACACAUUGAGACACUGCGAAGGAGCCAGAUGGAGCAGCACAAGAGCGUCAACGGCAACGAGCCGUGAUCACUGCCAUUUUUGUUUAUUUUUGAUAUCCGUUUGUAAUAAAGACUUUUUUCAUGUGCCCCUCAGUUAAGAUGUUUUUGUAUAACAAGCUGCGCAUAAAAUGUAUAUAUAAGUA
Messenger RNA from Fundulus heteroclitus (mummichog), 1528 nucleotides. Its product is annotated as mini-chromosome maintenance complex-binding protein-like. Gene Ontology annotation, biological process: DNA-templated DNA replication. NCBI's taxonomy places the organism in Eukaryota, Metazoa, Chordata, Actinopteri, Cyprinodontiformes, Fundulidae. The transcript has 14 exons. Gene Ontology annotation, molecular function: chromatin binding. The record is from RefSeq and is a predicted model, not a curated record.